This is a messenger RNA of Austrofundulus limnaeus, 1371 nucleotides long. RefSeq names its product gamma-aminobutyric acid type A receptor subunit pi. NCBI's taxonomy places the organism in Eukaryota, Metazoa, Chordata, Actinopteri, Cyprinodontiformes, Rivulidae. The record is from RefSeq and is a predicted model, not a curated record. Gene Ontology annotation, cellular component: membrane. Gene Ontology annotation, molecular function: extracellular ligand-gated monoatomic ion channel activity; transmembrane signaling receptor activity. Gene Ontology annotation, biological process: monoatomic ion transmembrane transport.
ACGGUCCUGUUACCGUGGGGAUGAGCUUGGACAUCGCCAGCAUCGACACCAUCUCAGAGAUCAACAUGGACUACACAGCCACCAUCUUCCUCCGCCAGCGCUGGACGGACGAGCGCUUGGUGUUUGAGGGCAACAAGAGCCUGAGCCUGGACGGGCGCCUGGUGGAACUCCUCUGGGUCCCCGACACCUUCAUCGUGGACUCCAAGAAGUCCUUCCUCCACGACAUCACCGUGGAGAACAGACUGAUCAGGAUCUUCCCCAACGGGACCGUCCUGUACGCUCUGAGGAUAACCACGACAGUGGCGUGCAACAUGGACCUGACCAAGUAUCCCAUGGACAAGCAGACGUGCACGCUGCAGCUGGAGAGCUGGGGCUACAACAUCAACGACGUCAUGUUUUAUUGGACCCGAGGAAACGAGUCGGUCAGCGGUCUGGACACGCUGCAGCUGGCCCAGUACACGGUGGAGGACCACUACACGUCUGCCUCUGAGGCCGUCUAUGAAACUGGCCACUACCCCAGGCUGGUGUUUCACUUUGAGCUGAAGAGGAGCAUCCUCUACUUCAUCCUGGAGACCUACGUUCCCUCCAGCCUGCUGGUGGUCCUCUCCUGGGUUUCCUUCUGGAUUUCCCUCUCCUCUGUUCCAGCUCGCAUUUGUAUCGUACAGCCACCAGAUGCAGGAGAUGGAGGACGAGAUGAACGGGAUCAUCACCACCAUCACCAGCCACUCCCACCGAGCCAAGAGACGCAAGGAGCCUGCGGCCGCCUCGGCCCCCUCGGCCCCCGCCUCCACAGAACUCACCGUCGGCCCCUCCAGCCCCUCCGGCAGCGAACCCAAGCCCGAGGCGUCCCCCCCGGAGCCCACCAACUGGUGCCUCACUGCUCUGGCCACCAUCCGCAAAAUCCUGAGUUUCCUCAGCUGCUGCCACGUGGAGAACCCCCACCACAUAGACAACUACUCCAGAGUGGCCUUCCCACUCUCCUUCAUCAUGGUCAACCUGCUCUACUGGACUUAUUAUCUCUACUUCUAGUACUUACAGCACGUGUGUGUACUGUGUGUACUGUGUGUGUGUACAGGAAGUGGUAACUGAAAGGGGUUUGUACAAUUUAUACAUUUGGAUUCAUGAAUGAUGUAGCAAACUUUAUCUKUGUUUUUGGAGGAAACUGCAGCUUUAUUUUUAAUCGCGAUAUACUCUUCUAUAGUUGUCUCUGGUUUAUUUUGAGUAUAGCCCCCCGACACAGACGAGAGAAGAGCUGAAGCAGCUUAAAUCCAAUCAGACCUUCAGCUGUUUGUUUACAGAGCAAACAGAGAACAGGUGCUUCAGGUGCUUCGUUUGCUAUUAAUGAUAUUAAUAAUAGGGCUUGCCAUAUCA